GGGACGGACGGUUCAGAGAGGAUUGUCGCUGAGCUCGAGCGGGAGUGAUGGAGGCCCUUGGGUCGAAUUUGAGGAUUCCUGAAAUUUUCUUCACAACUGAGUUGCAAGCCACAGAGCCAACUUGUGAUGGUAUUGUCUUAGUUACUGACAGCAUCAACAAGCUUUCUGGAGAUCUACAACAAUUGAAAGUUCCACUCAACCGCUACAAAUCUAUUGAUGCGUCAGUCGAGAAAGAAGUGGUAUUGGCCAAUGCUCCAGAUUUUCCAGGGGCAAGAGUGAUCUUUUCACCCACAGGACCCCUCAACAGGGAUUAUGAUGAUGUUCGGAGAUUCAGUGAUGCAGCUGUAGUAGGCAUCAAACGUGCUUUGAAAUCUGGCAUGAUGAAGCCCCUCCUCGUUUGUCCCCCUGACGAGCUUUUCAAAGAAGCUCCAUUAGUGACUCUGCUUGGAGCUCUGCAUGCCUUGUAUGUGCCAUUGGAGAUUCGUGAGACAUGCCCAGAAAAGGCAGCUAAAGUAGAUUUUCUGGUAGUAUGGGCCUCAAGUCAGGAGGAAGGGAAGAAGCUUGUACUGCUGUCAUCAGCAUUGGAGAGUGGCAGAACUGUAUGCAGGGAUAUUGGUGGAUCUGACCCAGAGAGAAUGGCUGCUCCAAAAGUGGCUGACUAUGUUCAGAGUCUUUUUAGUAAUUCUGUUGUAGCUGUUUCAGUCACAAGUGAUUCUGUGAUUCUCAAGGAGCAGUACCCGUGCUUGGCAGCAGUCAAUCGCUGUGCCAAAGAUGUUGAGCGGCAUCGAGCACGUGUUAUUGAACUGCAUUACACAGGAGAGGGUGCCACUGAUAAAACACUCAUGCUUGUGGGCAAGGGGGUAACCUACGAUACGGGAGGUGCAGACAUAAAAGCUGGAGGUGUUAUGGCAGGAAUGCACAGAGACAAAUGUGGAGCUGCAGCAGUUGCAGGCUUUUUCCAGGUGUUGUCCAUUCUGAAACCAAAAGGAAUCCAAGUGAUAGGAGCAAUGGCAAUGGUUAGGAACAGUGUUGGUUCAGAUUGUUAUGUAGCAGAUGAGCUUAUCACAUCCCGUGCGAAGAGAAGAAUUCGGGUGGGAAAUACAGAUGCAGAAGGGCGGAUGGCAAUGGUGGAUCUGCUGUGCCACAUGAAAGAAUUGGCUCUUGAGGAUUAUGAUCCCGACCGCUUUGAACUGUUCACUAUUGCAACACUAACUGGGCAUGCUAUUCGAGCUGUUGGUGGCAACUACUCGGUCAUCAUGGAUAAUGGCCCUGCCCAACAGGCUAAGACUGCAUACCAACUUCAGUCAGCUGGUGAUGAAGUGGCUGAUCCUUUCGAAAUCUCCACCAUUCGACGUGAAGAUUACGAUUUUCACAAGGGGAAGUCUGAGUAUGAAGAGAUUCUGCAGUGCAACAACCAGCCAUCCAGUGCCACACCCCGUGGACAUCAAUCACCUGCAGCUUUCCUCAUCAUGGCUUCUGGCCUAGAUAAGCAUGGAAUCGAUUCUGAAAAACCCCUGCACUAUUCUCACAUUGAUAUAGCUGGAUCCUCUGGCCCAUUUCCUGGCAUACCCACUGGAUCACCAGUGGUUGCCCUGGCAGCAAAAUAUGUGCUAAGUCGUAUUUGAAUAGCUGAUGGAAAGCUCAAAGGCACAUGGAGAUAAGAAAUGUCACAUUAUCAACUAUUGGAGGCCAUGCAGUGUCAUAGGACGUCUUAAUAAUGGGCUUUGUAGUUUCACCUGACAUGGGAACAAAAAAUGAAGUUAAACAUGAGUUGUUGGUAUAAAUCAGUCAGUGCAGCCUUCCUAGAACUGACUGCAGACAGUACUCCAAAGUUCCUCAGGUAGGCGAAUGAAUAAGUUACUGUCUUUCAGUACAAAAUUGUAUUGGUGCAAUGUAAACACUUCUGCAAAGCUAAACUUCCAACACUGCAAAUUUCAAGUUGAGCUGAGGUGGGGAAAAAAAUUACUUGGGGUCACACGAUCAGAAGAAGGAAAUUAGUGAUUAUGACAGAAACAAACAGCAAAUGUAAUGUUCAGAAAUAAAUAAAGAUUAAGAUGGCCUUGU
This is a messenger RNA of Chiloscyllium plagiosum (whitespotted bambooshark), 2064 nucleotides long. Its product is annotated as putative aminopeptidase W07G4.4. Gene Ontology annotation, cellular component: cytoplasm. Gene Ontology annotation, biological process: proteolysis. The record is from RefSeq and is a predicted model, not a curated record. Lineage: Eukaryota; Metazoa; Chordata; Chondrichthyes; Orectolobiformes; Hemiscylliidae. Gene Ontology annotation, molecular function: metalloaminopeptidase activity; manganese ion binding.